Messenger RNA from Funneliformis caledonium, 491 nucleotides. NCBI's taxonomy places the organism in Eukaryota, Fungi, Glomeromycota, Glomeromycetes, Glomerales, Glomeraceae. The record is from the annotation of a GenBank genome assembly.
AAGAUAAACAAAAAAGGAUCGAUCAGCUAAAACAAGAACAGCAGAUAAUAACCGAUAUCAACGUCAAAUUUGCACAAUUUUUGAGGCAGAGCGCGAUAGCCAUUUUCAAUAAUGUAUAUGCAGACUACCUAGAUCAUUUCAUUGAACAAGAAAAAAUUAAGAAGUGUGUCGACCCUGAUAAUUACGAUGACGAAAUCCUCAAAGGAAUUGAAACAUCAAAAAUAGUAUACAUGGAAAAAAUAGAAGCUAUAAAAAAAGCAAUCGAGAAUAACGAUCCUUCGGUACCUCCAAUCUCACCAGAAGAUAUAUCCAAUCUUGAAGAGCAAUUGUAUACUUUACCAAUCAACGGUCAAACGCUAAAAAAUAUUAAAGAUGGAGCGGAGCGUGGUUUAACUAAUGUAUUCAGGUAUGAAGAAAAGUCUUAUUGGAGAUCAUUAUCAGGCGAAGGAAGAUUUAUGAAUAGGUUUAUAAGAUUUAUACGAUCUUUUUAG